AUGGCUUUGUCUCAGCAAGAGCUCGAGAAGCUGCUUGCCGCGCCGGCGCUCGACCCGCCACCCGGUGUCGACCCCGAGUUUGACAACCCGCCAAAUGGAAACAACCUCGCCUGGGGCGUCACAACGUUUUGCAUGGUUGUUGCAACUCUAUGUCUUCUUCUCCGAGCGUACGGCAGGCUGUGGCUCGAGAGAAAGGUGUUUGUUGAAGAAGCAUUUGCUGCAUACUCUCUCAUCUGGACUCCCGGCUACUACGUGCAUACAUGGAACCUCCGGAAUGGUGACCUCGUCCGGCCACUUUGGCUGAUCCUCGUCUACGGAUGCUGCUACUCGGCAGUCCUCCCGCUACUCAAGACGGCCAUUCUCCUCGACUGGUGCCGCGUCUUCGUUCCCGGCCGAAAGACAAAGAGUCCAUUCUGGUGGGCGUGCAUGGCAGUCAUUGCCCUCCAGUGCGUUUGGGGCGUCCUUUGCAUCCUGCUGCUGAACCUCCAGUGCCGUCCUCACCGGGCCAUCUGGGAGUUCUACCUGCCCAGCAAAUGCUACAGCCUGCCCAAGGUCAUGCUAGGGUCGGCCAGCAUCCAGGUCAUCACGGAUAUCUGCAUGGCGCUGCUACCACAGCACAUCAUCUGGCGUCUUAAGAUGAACUGGCAGAGGAAGAUGGGCGUGGCCCUCAUCUUUGGCGUUGGUGUCAUCGCCUGCGUUGCAGCAUGCUUCCGUCUAGAUCAUACCGUCACCUUUUCUAGGGAGGCAGACACCAUGUGGUACAUUGGCCCUCUCCUCUUCUGGGCGUGUGCUGAGAUGACGUGCGGCUUCUUCAUCCUCAGUGUCACAACGCUCCCCAGGAUCAUUGCCGAGAGCGGCAUCUCGACGCGGGUCAAGAAGGCCCUCGGCAUCAGCUACAAGUCCUCGGGCCCCUCCAACGAAAACUCUGACAUGGGACCGAGUUCUGGAUCAAAGCAGCCCGUUGUCAAGUCGGGCGGCAAGUCUUCGGACAACUACUACAAACUUGACGAGGAUGGCGUGCCCAUGACCAACUUUGACAAGUCGGAGUCACAAGAGCAGCUUCGUGGUGUAGAGGAGCAGGACUACAAGAGUGGCGUGCAGGUAACGCAGACGAUGGAUGUGACCGUCAUCACAUCGGAUUUGCAUUCUGGUAGCGAUGUCGGGGUGUCUAAAAACAUGACUCCGUGGGAGCAUCAAAGGAGGCACGGGUAUUAG
Molecule: messenger RNA, 1215 nt
Organism: Fusarium vanettenii 77-13-4
Lineage: Eukaryota; Fungi; Ascomycota; Sordariomycetes; Hypocreales; Nectriaceae
Exons: 4
Coding region: 1-1215 (404 amino acids)
Source: RefSeq, a predicted model, not a curated record